AUGGGGAGCACACAGUUUGGGAAAUUCCAAGACUUUUGUGCCGAUUCAUUCCUGCCAAUAUGUAACAUUCUUACAGCCAAUAAUCAACCACCCGGUAUUCAAUAUGUCAACGUCGACGGAAGCGGAGGCUGUGUCUUGCGCGGAAUCUCUCUCAGCAAUGGCAGACACCUGGCAAACCUAGGAUCUAUAUUACUCGCCGGCGUAUCGAUUCUCGUCACCUUGUUUUUAUUAUUGCGGGCCCAACGAAAGGCGGCCGCAGUCGGUCGAAGAGAAAUGCAACUGUUUCUGUUAGGAUUCUUGGUGAUCGAGAUCUGCGAAAUAUUCACAAUGGGCGGCUUCCCGCUGGACAACGAUGUACGGAAGGGCUUCACUGCCGUUCACAUUGCGGCUAUAACCGCAACAACGUGGAUAUUAUUGACGAAUGCGUUUGUGGGAUAUCAGCUUCUCGACGACGGUACGCCCUUGUCGCUCGGGUUGAUAGCUGGGAGCUCCCUCGCCUUAUUCGUCGGGACUGGAUAUAUUGCGCUCGACACGGCAUUCUCGUGGACCGGCUAUUGGGAUGACUCGUUGUCACCCGCACACUCACACCGCAACAUCGCACUUUAUGUGCUCUACCAAUUGGCGCCAUUGGUGUUCAUGUUCCUUUUCUUCGUGCUCGAAUCCAUCCUGGUACUGAGGGUUCUGGGCGAGACCAAGCCUAUGCUCUAUCUGGGUGCAGCAGCCCUGCUGUUCGCCAUUGGCCAGAUCUUCAUGUACGUGAUCUCUGUCCACAUCUGCAACCCAACCGAUGGCAAGGUCAACGGUGCCCUUUUCGAAACACUCUUCACGCUACUCAGCGUGGUGGCAAUCUUCGUCUUCUGGUCGUCCAUCACGGAGGACGACUGGCCGGUCCAAUGA
This is a messenger RNA of Exophiala spinifera, 897 nucleotides long. RefSeq lists its product as uncharacterized. The record is from RefSeq and is a predicted model, not a curated record. Gene Ontology annotation, biological process: protein folding. The transcript has 3 exons. Bases 1 to 897 code for a protein of 298 amino acids. Lineage: Eukaryota; Fungi; Ascomycota; Eurotiomycetes; Chaetothyriales; Herpotrichiellaceae. Gene Ontology annotation, cellular component: endoplasmic reticulum membrane.